GGUACAUAUUUUCCGCAUUACCACGUACUCAACGAGGAGCACCAUUAGUUCUCGGUGGCGACCCAAAAGGAAAUAAUUUUUUAUAUACCAACGGAAAUAGUGUUAUUAUAAGGAACAUCAAUAACCCAGCGAUAGCUGAUAUUUAUACAGAGCAUUCAUGCGCGGUAAAUGUUGCUAAAUAUUCGCCCAGCGGAUUUUACAUCGCGUCUGGAGAUCAAUCUGGAAAAAUAAGAAUUUGGGAUACCGUGAACAAAGAACAUAUCUUGAAGAAUGAAUUUCAUCCAAUUGGUGGACCAAUCAAAGAUAUUGCAUGGUCACCUGAUAGUCAGAGGAUGGUUGUCGUUGGUGAAGGUCGUGAACGAUUUGGUCAUGUGUUUAUGGCUGAUACCGGAACUUCAGUGGGAGAAAUAUCUGGGCAAAGUAAACCAAUAAACUCAUGUGACUUUAAGCCCAGUAGACCAUUCAGAUUAAUUACCGGUAGUGAAGAUAAUACAAUUGCAAUAUUCGAAGGACCUCCAUUCAAAUUCAAGAUGACAAAACAAGAACAUUCAAGAUUUGUUCAAGCAGUUCGUUACUCACCAACCGGUAAUUUAUUUGCGUCAGCUGGCUUCGACGGUAAAGUUUUUAUUUACGAUGGCAAUACUUCUGAUCUUGUCGGCGAAGUUGGUUCACCAGCGCAUCAAGGCGGAGUUUACGGGGUUGCCUGGAAACCGGAUGGCACGCAAAUUUUAACGGCUUCAGGUGAUAAAACUUGUAAAUUAUGGGACGUUGAAACCCGUACUCUCAUCACGGAAUUUCAUAUGGGAUCCACGGUUGAUGAUCAACAAGUUAGUUGUCUUUGGCAAGGCGAUCAUUUAUUAUCAGUGUCGUUGAGUGGUUUUAUUAAUUAUCUCAACGUUAAUGAUCCAACAAAACCUCUGAGAAUAGUUAAGGGUCACAACAAGCCAAUCACCGUUCUAACAUUGAGUCCCGACCGAGAAACAAUUUACACCGGCUCACACGAUGGAUACAUCACCAAUUGGAACGCAAAAACCGGUGAAAAUGACCGCGUAUCAGGUCAAGGCCACGGCAAUCAGAUAAACGGGAUGAAAGCCGCCGAAAAUUUACUCUACACUGCCGGUAUUGAUGAUACAAUUCGCGCUGUUGAUAUUGCGACAAACGCCUACUCAGAAUCGUUGACAAUCAAACUCGAUUCACAGCCCCGUGGGCUUGAUAUCUACAAUAACAUCGUCAUAACCGCAUCCCUCAGGCAGAUCAACUUAACCCAAGACGGACGUAAAAUUUCAAAACUUCCGAUCGACUAUGAAGCGUCUUGUGUCGGUGUAAAUCCAAGCAAUGGUGACGUAGCAGUUGGAUCAUCAUCAGACAAUAAAGUUUACAUCUACAACCAAUCAGGCACCUCACUGACUUUUAAGACUGAAUUAGAGCAUCUUGGACCUCUUGCUCAUAAUCGAGAAUGGGGCUUCCAUAAUGCCCGCGUAAACACAGUUGCCUGGAACACAGACUCAACAUUGGUUGCAAGUGGUAGCUUGGAUACCACUAUUAUUAUUUGGAGCGUGACAAAUCCUGCUAAACAUACAAUUAUUAAAAAUGCGCACCCUCAAAGUCAAAUUACGCGACUCGUGUGGCUGGACGAAGAAAAUUUAAUUUCCGUUGGCCAAGACUGCAAUACUAAAAUAUGGCGCAUAGAGCCUCCGUCAAGCUAUAGAUUAAAUGAUUAG
Messenger RNA from Cotesia congregata, 1721 nucleotides. Lineage: Eukaryota; Metazoa; Arthropoda; Insecta; Hymenoptera; Braconidae. The record is from the annotation of a GenBank genome assembly.